This is a messenger RNA of Schistocerca nitens (vagrant locust), 2088 nucleotides long. RefSeq lists its product as uncharacterized. The transcript is spliced from 4 exons. Bases 1 to 2088 code for a protein of 695 amino acids. Gene Ontology annotation, biological process: proteolysis. The record is from RefSeq and is a predicted model, not a curated record. Lineage: Eukaryota; Metazoa; Arthropoda; Insecta; Orthoptera; Acrididae. Gene Ontology annotation, molecular function: aspartic-type endopeptidase activity.
AUGUCGUCUGCACAGAAUCUCUUCCACGACAUCGACGGCGUCAUCCAAAACAUCAAAAAGGAGCUCGACACGAUGCAGCAAAACCCUCAGUUCACAGUGCCACGGACGCCUACAUCUCAAACCGACUUCGCCCACGACGUUACGUUUCCAACCGCGCCGCGUGUGCCGGCGGGUCCCGCGCCGCCGCCACAGGACAUUGCCUCGCACAACCAGCGCACAGGACACGCCGAUAUCAGACCCAAAGUGCUCCCGUUUUCAUCACCCGCGUCGGUACCGCUCCCACGAGUUUCGCACUUUACGUUCGCCAGUGAUCGUGGGCCACCCGCGUCGCGGUUACAAAUUCGACCCCCACCUUUCGUUCCCGAGCGUCCGGAAAUUUGGUUCGCUAUUAUGGAGAACAUUUUCGUACAGCAACAAAUAGUCAACGAUUUUGAACAGUUCACGCUAGUGAUUUGCAACCUGGACCAACGUGCGUCGUCAGUGGUAUCGGAUAUAAUUAUGCAACCCCCACCACAACAAGCCUACGCCACUCUCAAGACGGCUUUAAUUUCGCGUUGUACAAAACCUGUGGAUCAGCGGAUAUCACAGCUCCUGUACCACGAGAAACGCGGUGACAGGUCACCUUCAGACUUUUACCGGCAUUUACGUGCUAUGGUGGACCCUUCCGUGUUCUCAGACACAUUACUUUUGCACAUAUGGCAACAGCAGUUACCUCCGCAGGUGGGCUUAACCUUAAUUGCUUACGAGGGCCGCCCAUUAAGCGAGUUGCUGCAAGUAGCCGAUAGAGCGCACUCCCUGUUCGACUCGCGCGCCACAGUGGCCGCCGCCGCAACCACCUCGGCCAACGACACCAGCCGAGCACGGCCGGAGCCGGUCGACGCGGCGCCUCCAGCUUGCGCUGCCACGACCGCACGACGAGCGCCGGACGCGACCGAAGAUUUCCGAUCUCUCCGCGCUGCCAUCGAUCAGCUGACCGCCCAGCUGCAGCGGCUAGAGCCACGCGACGUUGCGGCGGCUGACACACACGCGCGUCGUCGCCAGCCGACGCGACCGCCGCGUCACGCAAACAACGGCACCGGAUGGAUGUUCUUGGUCGACACCGGCUCAGAUGUCAGCGCUCUGCCUGUAAACUUCUUCCCUUCAGAUAAACGCACUGAAGAGACCACUUUGAAAGCAGUCAACGACUCAGUCAUCCACACAUAUGGACAGAAAACACUGCCAGUGGACAUUGGGCUACCAGAAGAAUGCAACUGGACCUUCGUUAUGGCCGAUAUCGACCAACCUAUACUAGGUGCUGAUUUCCUGGCAAAACAUGCAUUGUCCGUGGAUUUACACAAGUCACAACUCGUCCAUUCUGUCAAUGGAUUUGUUAUUCCGGGAAUACAAGGACGUCCGACUUCUCAUGCAUGCCAAAGGGUAGAUAACCUCAGUGCACCCACCUGGGAGGACACCAUAGCAACGAAGGAAGCUGACCGGCACACGGCUCAAACGACAUCAAAACAGUUAACGACACAACAACAGGCUCCUGCUGUUUCAACCACAAAGGCGACACCCAAACCACAACAGGGAACAAGAAAGAGCAGGGCGAAGCAUGAGACGGUGCACCACAUCCGGACAACUCCAGGCCCACCAGUCUCCUCACGUGUUCGCAGGCUUGCACCUGAUCACUUGCGGGAAACCAAGGCCAUUUUCAACGAGAUGCUACAGGAAGGAACUAUACAGCCAUCUAACAGUCCGUGGUCCUCUCCUCUGCAUCUUGCCCAAUUGGUAUACGGAGAACCACUCCGAGUUCCAGCAGAAUUCCUUGCACCAGUUCCUCUCCCAGAUGACACACAACUACCCCACCUCUUGCAACAAAUGAGGAAGCAGGCAGAGACACUACGUGCAGCCCCGACGUCUCAGCACGGCACGCAUCCAGUGUUCAUACACAAGUCCCUCGAUACUUGUUCCCACAUCAUGCUCCGCACAGACCUGAACCAGACAGCUGGGUCCCACAUGAGCCCCACACCAGGGGGCCUAAUGCAGCAACAGAAUCAGCAAGCAGCACACACACCCGCACUAUCCGCACUCGGGCAGGCCGAGAGGUGA